Molecule: messenger RNA, 2526 nt
Organism: Phascolarctos cinereus (koala)
Lineage: Eukaryota; Metazoa; Chordata; Mammalia; Diprotodontia; Phascolarctidae
Gene: DUSP12
Product: dual specificity phosphatase 12
Biological process (GO): protein dephosphorylation
Cellular component (GO): nucleus
Molecular function (GO): protein tyrosine/serine/threonine phosphatase activity
Source: RefSeq, a predicted model, not a curated record
CCUGACAACGGAUGGAUGUGUGGGGUAAAUGUAAGAAAGGAGUCAAGGAUGACGCUUAAGUUGCAAAUUUGGGUGAUAAGAAGGAUGAUGGCACCCUGGACUGCAAUAGGAAAGCAGGGAAGUAAGGUAGAGGAUGGCAAAGUGUGGAAAAAAAUACAAUGAAUUCUGUUUUGGCCACACUAGUUUUGAGAUGCCUAGGGACAUGCACUUCACAAUGUCCAAAAGGCAGUUAGUGUGACAGGACUGGAGUUCAGGAGAGAGACAAAGAAUGGAUAUAAAUAUGGGAAUCAUCCGUAUAAUCACUUUUGAACUCAUGGAAAUGGAUGAGAUCACCGUGGGAGAUGGUAUGAAGAAAAUUGGACUCAGAACAGAGCCUUCAGUAAACACGUGGUUAAAGUGAUACGGAUGAAGAUGCAGCGAGAGACUGAGGAGCAGACAUAUAGGAGAACUAGAAAGUAGCAAUGUCAUGAAAACCUAGUUAGCAAUUAAAGGUUUCAUUGAUGACUUUGUAGUUUCAAUUAAAUGAUGUCAGAAACCAAAUUGCAGAGGGUUUAGAAAAAAGUGAAAGCCGAAGCAUCCAGUGUAUAGGUCUUUCUCAAGGAAUAUAUUCAUGGAGAGUAAAGAUGGAGCACAUGUUUACUGGGGAUGGGUGGAGAGUGAAGGCUGCCAUGACCUUAAAUUCUAAAUAGGAAGAAUUCACCACAUAAGGAAUCACAUUGCCAAGACUGAAAUUAUGAAGUUACCAAAAAAGUGGCAGUGAGGAAUAAAUCGGGAAGGUGGUUAAAGAGACAGAUGUGGAUACACAGGGUACUCAUUGAUCAAAUCCAGAAUAAUUGAGAAAAAAAAUUUUUUUUUUGCAUUUUGCAGGAAAAACCUUAGGUUGGUUAGGAUAGGGUGGAUGGGUAUGGGCAAGUUGAGGAGGGCCUGGUGACGAAUUCAGGGGCCUUGACUUAGCAUUCCCAGGGUUUUGAAUGCAUUUUAAUACAUUCCAUAAAUGUUUGUUGAACACAAUGGAAAUGAAUCGGCAAGAAUCGGCCGGCAAAGUGAGAGAUCUGAUGAAUCCUCCCAACCUACAGCGCCCCGCCUCCUUCCAGCCGGAAGCGCCACUCUAGCCAAACUUCCCGCGGCGCGCCUCGAUGGUAAGGCGGUCCUCCGGUUAGACCACUGGGCGCCGCCAUGUUGGAAACCCCGAGCGACGGCGGCGUCCCGAGCCAUGGCGGCGCCCGAGCUGCUGGAGGUGCGGCCGGGACUCUAUCUGGGCGGGGCCGCUGCCACGGAGCGAAGCCGGCUGAGGGAGGCCGGCGUCACGGCCGUACUCACGGUGGACACCGAGGAGCCGAGAGGCGACGACGAGGGCCUGCAGACCCUCUUUAUCUCUGCGCGGGACGAGCCCGAGACGGACCUGCUCAGUCAGUUGGACCGCUGCAUCGCCUUCAUCGGCCGGGCGCGCGCCGACGGCGUCGCCGUGCUCGUGCACUGCCAUGCAGGCAUAAGUCGAAGUGUUGCUGUCAUGACUGCUUACCUAAUGAAGACUGAGCAGCUCCCCUUUGAAGAUGCCUAUGGCAACCUCCAGACCGUCAAGCCAGAGGCUAAAAUGAAUGAGGGCUUUGAGUGGCAACUGAAACUUUACCAGGCAAUGGGUUGUGAAGUGGACACCUCUAGUGCAAUUUAUAAGCAGUUUCGUUUACAAAAAGUUACUGAGAAAUAUCCUGAAUUGCAGAAUUUGCCACGGGAAGUCUUUGCUGUUGAUCCAACUCUGAUUUCCCAAGAAUUGAAAAAUGAGAUCCUCUACAAAUGUAGGAAGUGCAGGCGUUCUUUAUUUCGAAGUUCCAGUAUUUUGGAUCACAAUGAAGGAAGUGGACCAGCAGCCUUUGCUCAUAAGAAAAUGACACCUUUAAUAAUUAACACAGGGAAUGAGGCUAAAUGUACUUCUUAUUUCAUUGAACCUGUUCAGUGGAUGGAAUCUGCAUUGUUGGGUGUGAUGGAUGGACAGCUCCUUUGCCCAAAGUGCAGUGCUAAGUUGGGUUCUUUCAAUUGGUGCGGCGAGCGGUGUUCCUGUGGCCGGUGGAUGACGCCUGCUUUUCAAAUACAUAAGAACAGAGUAGAUGAAAUGAAAAUAUUGCCCCUUCUUGGGUCACAAGCAAGAAAAACAUAAACUUUUUAAAAAAAAAUUGAUUUUGAUAACUGACUUAAAAACCAAACUUUAUUAUAUCUGAUGCCUUUGUUCAUUACUAUUCAUCAUAAACAUUUUAAUUUAUAGGCAACCACAAUUUUUGAUUAUAUUUGCAUUGGAAUUGGCAUAAGGAAAUACAUCCCUUCAUGUGGUCUGCCUCAUUAUAUUGUCUUUCUUGGUCAUGGAUAUAGAAUGUGCCAAAUGCAUCUAAGUGGAAUAAAUUAAAUGGGAACUAAGGUAUUUUUUAGCCACUUAAACCGUGUGUGUGUGUGUGUGUGUGUGUAUAUGAACAUAUAUGUAUGUGUAUAUAUACAUAUGCAGUUUGGUAUUAAAACUCCUAUAUUGUCCAGAUA